GGCCAUAUUGAAUAGUUUUUGACAGUUUUGCAUCUCAAGGAAGAUUGAAGAUUUCUAAAUGUCAACUUAUGUUCGUAAGGAAUAAAAGCUGUGCUUUCCAAUCGGCUCGGGACGCUUGUCCUGCAUUUUAAUGCUUUCGUCUUAACCAGGAGAUGGACGAAGAUGAACGACAGAGGAAACUAGAGGCUGGGAGAGCGAAGAAGUCAUCAAACAUGCCACGGAAGCAGUCGCUUGCUAGCUUCCGACAGAAGCGGGCGAAGAGCCGCGGUGCGGGGGAGGCGAAAAAGGCGGCGAAGAGGACGGGCCCGGCUGUCGCGCAGGAUGACGGUGCGGCGCAAGACUCCCACAUAGUGCCGCCGCCGAAUCACAAUGAGCUGGAUGGGAACUCCAUACAUGAGGAUGCAUUUAACCCCAAAAAUGUGGAGGUUCAACGACAGAAGGAUGAGUUUCUCAGCACGGAGGCGAGCAUUUCCCCUGUGGGUGAACUUAGGGAUGAGGAGCUGCUUGCACUAACCAGUCAAGAACAGUUGCAGCAGUUAAAGCAGGCCGUGGAGAAGCGUAAUGAAAUCAUCGCCAAGCUCAGCUCCAAACUGCAGGAGGCCCAAGCUAGUCGAGACGAGGUCCAGCUGGAAGUGCAGUCCCUCGCCGGCAAGGUCCAGGCCUUACAGAAACAGCUCCAACAGACGAGUGUGGGCUUUCAACGCCUUAAAAAUCAGCCAGGCGCAGACCUCGGUGACAUCACUAAGAAGCAGCAGCUGCACAACUCUCAGAAUGAGGACCUCAGCAUGGAAGAUACGUCAACAGAGCAGUCGGGAAGCGCUGACCUCGGCUCCCGAACCAGCGCCGAGGGAUUCAGCACUGACACCGACACCGAGACGGACGCCACUCUGUCCGAGCUGAGGGCGAAGCUACAAGAGGAGAAGGACAAAUGCCUGCGCCUGUGUUUUGAACUGGAGAGAGAGAAGGAGAAUCACCAACAUGUGCUUUCGUUAAUGGAGGUCGAAAGAAAGGACCUGCAAACCCAGCUGAGCCAAGUCCGGAGUCACUGCCUAGAGGAAAAGGAGGUCCUCGACGGAGAGUUGCUGCAGCUGAGGAAGAAGCUUCAGGAGGAGGAAGAGUCACAGAGGAGAUGGUGCGAAGCGGAAGCGGCAUUCACCCGCCGUCUCCAAAACUUGGAGGAUGAGCGACUAAGACAGCAGGAGGCUGUAACGAAGUUGAAAGAGGAGCACAGAGAAGAGCUGGAGAGAGUCAACCGGCUGUUGGAGGAGAGCACAAAAGAAGUCAUGGGAUUGAAAGCUUCCAAGAACCUCCAGAAUCAGGACAAAGCUGGUUUUAGUUUUGCUGAGAUCACCAGCGCCGACAAAAGCAGUGGUGAAUCGGGACCUGACCACGACGCCAUGAAUGUAUCGUUAUCUAGGAACCAUCUAAUGGAGCGCUACUUUGCACAAUCUUCACUCGUUCACGUCACGCCUUGCAGUCAGCUGGACAUCGCUUCAGACCAAAGCUUUGAAUUGAACAGCGACGUCUUCUGCGACCAGCCUCUGCUGUCCAUCUCCAACUGUCCCCCCAAAGAGGACUCGGACGUCCACGACAAGCCCCCUGGCCUUUGCGCUGCCGGUAGUUCAAAUGCCCUGUGGCUUAACGACUCAGUUUUUGAACCAGUGGGGACGAGCGGCGUUUCCGAGCAGCUAUUCAGAGGGACAGACCUCACCAAAGAGCUGCUGAAUCAACAGUGCGGGGAACUGCGUCAGGAGCUUUCUAUGAAGGACCAUGACUUAAAUGUGUUGCGAGAGGAAGUCUGCAAGACCACCGAAGAGCUGGAAGAGGCUAGGAGCAGGUGGGCUCAAGUUACAGAGGAGCUCAUGGAAGCCAACAGGCAGCUCGAAGAGGAGAAGGAGUGGAGGAGAUGCGCUGAGGAGGAGAUGAACUUGAAAAGCCUCAAACAAGAUGGCCUUAAGAACAAAACAGCUGCCUUACUCGAGGAAAAAGCUGCGGUAAACUCAGCUGAAACUUCCCUACUGGUCACUUCAAUAGGGGAGAAUGAGACUCCUAACCUGUCUUAUCAAAACCAACAGGAGAUGCUGGAAGUGUCUUUACCGGAGAUUAGCCAGAUUGAUGAUGAUACUUUACAUGCUGACAACUGUCUCCAAACACUGCAGGCAAAUUACAAAGAACUCAUGUCAGAGCUGGAAGAGACGAAAAGAAGGUAUCAAUCCACAUCUGUCCUGCUGGACGAGAAGACUAUGGCGAUUGGCCAAACGGCGGAGGAGCUCCAAAGCACACGUGCCCAACUACUUGGCGUCCAGGCGGAGCUAAAAAGCCUGCAGGUAGAACUGGAGAAGAAGUGUAGCAGCUUGCAAAGUGCUGAGAAGCGGAGGAGUGAACUGGAAGCUGAAAUCGUCAACCUGGAGGAGGCCCAAGCUCUGGCAAACCAGGAGAAAGAUAAAUACUGGAGCAAAGAAGAGGAGCUGAGCGGACAGAUGAUGAAGAUGGAACAGGUUCUCAGGGAGGAGCUUGAACACUUUGAGAACUUGCUGCAAGCCAAGGAUGCAGAGUUGGCUGAAGAGAGAGAGAAAUGGGAAGAUGAGAGACAAGAGAAGAACAAAGAAGUUCAAGAUGUGAGAGAGAUCCUUGAGGAGCUGAGGAAGGAGCGGGAGGAGGAAGUGAAGGCCUUGAUGGAGAGGCAGGUCUUGGCUGUGGAGGAGGCUACGGAGAGGCUCCGGUCGUGCCACCAGCAAGAGACGGCAGACCUCCUGGAUCAGCAUCAACAAGAGGUGUCAGAGUUGAACAGCCGCAUGGAAACGGAGCUGCUGGCGCAAAAAGCAGCCAUGGAGCAGGAGCAGAAACGACAGAUCAGCCUCAUUAAACAGGUAACUGAACGACAGCAUGAGCGGACGGUGUCGGAGCUGAAGGAGAAGCACGACGAGGAGCUCAGUUGGCUGAAGACGCAAGUCUCCAUGGAGGUGACGGAGAGUCUGGAGGCUGCACACCAGGUUGAAAUGGAACAGGCACGGGCCAAGCAAAGCCGUGAACUGGAAACCUUGCGCCUGAGCCUGAUGCACCUCCACUCAUCCCAGCUUGAGGUUUCCCAGGAGACCGCCCUCGCAAAAGUUCAGGCCUCCCUGCGGGAUCAGCAUCACUUGGAACUGGAGCACAUCAAAGAGGAGAAUGAGGCACAACGGCACCGACUCCGUGAGUUGCAUCAACGUGACAUGGAAGAGUUGAAGCUGAAGUUUGCGGAUGAGAAAGGUUCCAUGGAGGAGAGGCAGACGAAAGAGAUAAAUGUUCUACGGUCAGAGUGGGCAAGCGAAGCUGAAAGGACCCAGUCGAGACUCCAGCAAAGCCUUGCCAACACUCAGACAGAACUUGCCAAAACACAGGCCUCCCUUGCCCAGACCAGCCAAGCUUUAACCGAAGCCAAGGAGUCCUUGUGCCACACUCGGACGGAGCUGCAGAAGUCAAAAGGACGCCUGGAGACUUUAGAGCUCUCCAGUCAGGAGGAAAAGCAGAAACGGGAAGAGGAACUAAAGCCGUCCUGUGCUGACAAGACUGUUGCUGCCUGUUCUCUGGAGGAGUCGAUGUCUGGCCACGAUGUGCUGCUUCAGGAGAGAGAGCAGCAAGUCCGCCAACUAGUGGAGAAGCAGAGGCAGCUGCAGGAAGAGCAGGUGUCACGGCUGCAGGAGGAGAAAGAUCUGAUGAAGAAGAGCUCACAAGAAGAAUUAGGUCAGCUGGAUAGCAUGAGAGCAAGCCGUCAAGAGCUAGGAGAGCUGAAGGAGCAGCUGCUGGCUCGUUCGUCCCGCGUGGACGACAUUGAGCGCAUCAAAGCAGAAUUUACCGAACAAAAGCGUGAAAUCAAAGAGCAGAAUGAGGCUGAACUGGAAAGCUUGAGGAGGUACUUUGAGCAGCGAUUGCGAGUGUCUGAGGAAAGCUAUCGAGAGGAAAUUGCUCUGCUCCAGCUGAAACUGGUGGAAAGUGCUUUGGAGGAGUCUGUGCUUAAAACAACAGACCGCAGCUUCGUACCUCAAGAUCCCGCUGAAGAGGAAACGGAUGACAUGCAACGUGACACCAGCCUUGAAGUGGACAAACAAAAGAAAAUGCUUGACACUCAAAUGGAGGACAAACACAUCCUCGAGCUCAGUGACCUACAAUCAUCCUUUAAGGAAGAACUGCAGCAAGUUCGUUCAGAUCUCGCGGACCAUUACUACAGUGAACUGCAAGCGGUGAAGAACCGCCAUUCCCUGGAGCUAGAGCAACUCAGAGCCAAACUUUCUGACCGUCACAUACAAGAUAUCACUUGUGUCCACAUGGAGGUGGCGAGACAAGUCGAGGUGGAGGUUGAACUGCGGUUAUGGUGCUGCACCGAGGAGCUACACACCAGCUUGACCCUCAUCCACACCCUGGAGAACACGCUGGCCGACAUGAACAAAUGCAACGCGGAGCUGCGCAUGACGAUCGAAAAGCUGAAAACGGAGUUUGACCAAGAGCGUGUCAGCCUCAAGGAAGCUCUGACGCAGCAAGGUGAGGAGGAAAUGAGGAGGAUGAGAGACGAGCACGAAGCCGAGCUGUCCACCAUCAAGACUGAGAUGGAACAAGAGAAGACGCGCUUGCAGAAAGCUUUCUCAGAGGAGAAGGAAAACACCCUGAAGAGCGAGAGCCCCCAAGCUCUUAAAACUAAGCAUGAAGUAGAGCUACAACGGAAGAAGAGCAGCACGGCAAAGGAAAUGAAAGAGCUCACGGUUCUACUCCAACAGCAGGCUGAGGAGCGACUGAAACAUGCACAGGACCGAUUUGAGGAAGAAAAAGCCGUGUUAGAGCAGUGUUUAGCACAGAAGAAUGAAAUCUCUCUGGCAGAGCUGCGGAACAAACAUCGCACUGAGAUGGAGCAUGAACGAGCAGCCCUCGCGGACAAACACUCCAAAGAGAUGGACUCUCUCAACGCCAAACACAAAGAGCAACUGGACUCGCUCUGCACCAGGCACGGGGACCAGCUUGCGUCUUUGACUACCCGACUACAGUCGGAGCACAAAGGCCAGCUUGAUGCUUUGGAAGCGGCCCUCAAUUCCAAGCGCAAGGAGGACCUGGAAGCCCUCGAGGCCGUGUUUCAAGAAACCAGUCAGGCCCAGCUGGAGGCUCGAGAAGCGGAGCUGGCUCGGAAGCACCAGGAAGAGACGGAUGAAAUCGAAAAGAGGAUGCUCAGUAAUAUGGACACCUUGGAAGCCACGUACUUAAAGGAAGUACACGCACUGCGGGAUGAAAUGGUGCAACUGGAACAGAGGCACCAUCAAGACCUCACCGGUCAAAAAGCGGAGCAUCAGCACGUGAUGCAGCAUUACGCCGUGGAGCAGGAGGCUGUCAGAGAAGAGCUGCGAAAGGAGCUCGCUCAGAUGCACCUGGACAAGUUUAGGGCCUUGGCAGCUGAGCUCAGCCAAGUUCACCAGACUGAACUGUCUGCUCAAAAAGAGUCACUGGAUGCCGAACACUGCAAAGCUCUGGGUACCCUGAAGGCGCAGGUUUUAGAACUGGAGCAGCAACACAGCACUGCUCUUGAGGAGCUCACACAGGCCUUCACCACUGAGAAAGAACAACUCCAUCAACAACACCAACUCCAGCUACAGGAGCUUAAAGGAGCCUCUGCGCGGGAACUGGAGGCAUGUCGUCGGGAGCUUGAAGAGUCGUCAUCCAGGCAACGGCAGCACUUCCUGGAGGAGGUGGAGAUCCUCAAAGUCCAAUCCGGGGAGCUGUUGCAAGACAAGAUUCAUCACCUGAAGGCUGAGAAGGAGGCGGAGCUUGAGGACCAGCGCCAGGCCUUGAAGUCUGAACAGGAAGAGAAGGAGCGCAACUACACCAGCAAAAUGAGUCAGCUCACCGCACAACUGCAGCAGCUUGACGCUGUGGUUGCACAGUUGCGGGCAGAGGUUGGCUGCCUGCAGGGAGAGUUGGAGGGAAAGCGUGCUGAGAUGGAGACCCUGGACACUCUCCUUCAAAGACGGGAGCGUGAGAGUCAGGAGGGAGGCAACCUUCUCAAAAUGCUCACCGAUGACUUGCAGACCGCUAAAGAGGAGAGACAUAAACUGCACCAGGCCAACGACAAGCUGAAGAAGGUCCUGAUUGAGAUGCUUCGUAGCACAGUUGCUACUGAAGAGCUCAUCGGCAAAAAGAUUAACACUAGAAGCAACAUCUCUGAUGAAGCUACUCAUCAGAGGAGCUCAUUAGGGAAGAAUGAUGUACAAGAAUCAGGCAUUUCGGUUGCAGAUCUGUCUCUGCCUGAGGACUUGGAACUGACACACCAACUCUGCGAGAGUCUGCUGGUUUCGGACAUGCAUAUUAAUCCUGGAGGAGAGGAGGCAGCCAUGAAUGCCUGCAACCGACUGCACCAUACAGUCGAUACACUCCUGGACCUGCUAAACCAGGCCAAUGCACAGCUGGAGCAGACACAUCACGUCCACUUGUCUCUGGAGGAGAGGUUCGCUCAAGGCCAAGAGGAUUCGGCCCAAUUGCUCAAGCAGCACAAUCUCUUGUUGCUGCAGAUUGACCAGGAGGUCAGGUUGAAGAGUCAGCUGGAGCUGGAAUUCCACAAGGCUGAGGGGCUCCUGGAGGGUUACGUGGCUGACAAGGCCGGUCUGGAGGAGGCCUUGCUGCAGAAGGAGGCGCAGGAGGAGCGCCUAGUGGAGGAGCUGGAGGACCUCCGGAGGAAGGCGCACCAGACGGAGGGCCUCUGCGCUGAGCUGGAAAACCUGCGAGUCAAACACCAGGAGUUGAGCGAGGAGCACGCUGCACUCCUGCGCCAAAAGGAGCACCUCUCCGCCGGUCUCGGGGAGAGGGAAAAGGGUCUGCUGGCAGAGACUGAGCGCCUGACCCAAGACCGUCUCGACCUACAACGGCAGGCUGAGAAGGACCACAGCUUUCUGUCACAGCGCCUCCGGACUCUGGAGAGGGAGCUCGAGGAACAAGAGAUGAAGGGCCAAGAGGAGCUGCUGCACCACAAGAACCAUAUAGAAGACCUCAGCCAGCAAGUGCAAGCGCUGGAGAAACAGCUCAAGCACAAUCGACAGUUCAUCGAGGAACAAGCCGUUGAGCGCGAACACGAGAGAGAUGAGUUCCAGCAGGAGAUCCGACGGCUGGAGAGUCAGCUCAGGCAGAUGGCCGGCGGCGACGUCAAAGGGCAUAGGUUUGAGGACUUGGUUUUGCAGGUGGAGAGUCUGCAAGCCAUCAUCAAAGACAAGUUGGAGGACCACGCCUCCUUGGCGGCGGCCAACCAGCUGGCACAGAGAGAGCUUGCCGAACGCAACGAAGAGAUCGACAAGCUAGCUGUGCGAAUCCGUGAGCUGGAGCAAGCGCUGCUCAGCAGUGCCGAGUGUAACGGAGCCGUUGGCCAACUGGAACAAGAACUCCACCGGGCCAAGUUGAGGGAAGAGGAGCUCACGCAAGAUAAGCAGGCACUGGAACAGCAGCAGUUGUCCAAUAGACUUCAGAUAUCUGCGCUGCAGUCCAAACUGGAUGAGACGAGACACUGUUACCAUAACAGCACGUGGGAACCGACCCAGGAGCUCAGGGAUGCUCUGGACGCGGCACAGCAAAGCCUACAAACCAAGGAGCAAGAGGCGGAUGUUCUACUGGGUCAACUGGACAACGUGCAGAGGGACUUAAGCAUUAAGGAAGCAGAGCUGAAACACCUCACGCUCCAGCUGGAGCGACUCACCAGUGAGAACACAGCACACGUUAAUGAGCUCCAGGAGCAGAUUGAGGCCCUCAAGGAGCAUUUGUCCGCCCUAAGCAUUCUGGCAGAGGAAAAAGAGGGACAAAGAACGGUGGAAGACCAGAAAGAGGAGACCCUCCCCUCUGCUCUACUGGAGGAGAAGAACCACGAGAUUGACCACCUCACCACUGAGAUUGAACGGCUGCAAGAGGAGCUGGGGAAUACCAACAAUAAGGAUUUGGAGGCCGAACUCCACGACCUAAGCUCGCAAGUGGAACAUCUCCGGUCCGAAAUUGCCAGGUUGCGCCAGGACAGGCGGGACGAAGAGGAGCGCCUCCAUGAGGUCAUCAGCACACUGCAAGCGGAGCUCUCUACGCUCGGGCCCAAUGUGUGCGAAGUGAGCGACUCGCAGGACGGCGAUAGCAUCAAUCCCUCGCCGACUCCCAGCCCCGAGCCUCAAGGCGGGCCCAGCAGCCUGAAGCACGAACUCAGCUUGACUCACUCGACCUCUUCUCGGCCCCUACGCUCACGCCUCAAGGCUCUUCAGAGUCAGCUGGAGACGGCAGUGGCGGAGAAGGAGGCCUUGGAGCAUUUGUUGCUGACCCAGGAGGAGGAGUACAGAGGACACGGCGAAGAAUUUGGCCGAAGGCUGAAGGCGGAGCGGGAGAAAGCGGACGAGCUUCGAGGCCUGCUUGCUCUCAAGGAGGCCGAGUUGGUUGGCAUCGAGGAGGAGAGGAGUACUUUCAGACUGCAAGUGCAGCAGGUGGAUGCCCUGCAAAAAGAGAGAGACCACCUCAGCAUUCUGGUUACUCAACUUCAACAGAAGGAGCAAGACUUAGUGAGAGAAGUUGAGGGUUUAAAAACCCAAGAACAAGAAAUGAAGACUCACAGCCUGACUCUAGAAGCACAAGUCCAGAGGCUACAAGCCGAAGUGGCCGUCGCCGAGAAACAGGCCAGGGUGGACACCGCUCUCGAGACCGUCAGGGCAGAGCUGUUGGAUGAACGGGAGGCACUGAGGAAGAGGGAGGGGCAGCUCCAAGAGGAAAUUGAAAGGCUAAAACAAGAAGCCGCCGCACUGACGAUCCGCGUUGAGGAGCUCACUUCUCAGCUCCCGGAACAACAGACUAGUCAAGAGGAUGCUCAAAAGGAACUGUUGACCCAUGCUGAGGAGACUCUGGCUAAAACCGAUGCCGCCUUAAGGCUGAGGGAGACGGAGCUGGCGAGACUCGGGGCAGAGCAUCAGGCCCUGAGGGAAGAGUUGACCACUGUGAAACAAGACUUGAGCAACAGCACCCAAAGAGCAGAAAAACUAUGCGAAGAAGGACAGAGCAAAGACCGUGCCGUGGCAGACCUGGAGAACGACAACCGGCUGCUGAAAGUGGAGCUCGAACGCCUACGGGAGGACCUGAAUGCGCAGGAGGAGACGCUGGUCCACCAGGAAAGAGAGCUGCAUCAAACCAGACUGCGUGGUUGUCAAUCAGACAUGCUUGCUCACCAUGAGGGAAGCUCAUACAGGGAUGUUUCUCAGAGGGCUUUCGAGGACAUAAUGAGAGUCUACCGUGACAGCAUUUCUCUGAGCUCCCCGGAGGUGUUGCAGCACCUGGAGUGUUCCGAAGACUUCCUCCAAGAACAGUUUCCCGCAUCGAUUCUGGGCUCUCGUCUGUCUGAGCUGAGCGCGCUUGAGCUGGACCACCCUCGGGCCAACAAGUCCCCAGUGGCGGCAAUGGAGCCACCUCUUUCCAGGACCAUCACCCCGGACCUGAGCACACAGAGCAGCCACUCUCCUCGAUCUCUCUCCGUCUCGGACAACUUCUCCAUUGUGGACUCUGUCAGUGCAGCUAAAGUGUGUGAUUUGGAAGGACUUGACCAAACAGCACCCCCCUCACCGCUCGGCUCUACCUCCUCCAUAUCGGUGCAAGAAUGGGCAAGCGAUGGCUACGGCAGCAACGUGAGCUCUGAGCUGGGCGCUAGGCUGCGAGUGGAGCUGGACCAGACUGAGAGACUGGACGCUCAGUUUGUGGAGUAUCUCCGCUGCCGAGGCAUGAAUCCCACUGCUAAUACUGACAGCGCUGCAGGAAGCAUGAGCUACAGCGAUGACCUCUUGUCUCCAGAACUUCAGGCCCUGUUGAGGAAAGUGUACCAAGAAGGCUGCCGACUGCUGACCUUGUCCCAGCGUCGGGCCUCAUCCUCGUUCCAUCCGUCAUACUUGGCGGAAUUAAACUCACCCUCGCAACUGCAGGAGAAAGAGCAUCCUGCUCUACUGGGUCAGGGGGACAAGCUGUCCUCCAACCCUCCCAUGGGGUGGCAGGAGGAGAAAAGGGCCCUGCAGAAGACCGUGAUCACGCUACGUGAGCUGCUUUGCCGAAUGGCACAGAGACAUGCUCCUGCUGACCCCAGAGGUGAUGCUGACAGGGAGCAUCUACAGGCAGAAUCCCAAACAAGAUCAGAGCUGGAAGAGACGCAGAAGCAGCUGAAAUAUGCACACGAGACGCAGCUGGAGCAAAAGAACAAAAUACAGGCACUCGGGUUGACUGUAGAGGAAUGCGAGGAGACUUUGACGAAGGAACGGGCGCUGGUUCAGGAGCUGAAGCAGCAGCUGGAACGAGAACGAGCUCUCAACGUGCGGCAAGAAAAUGAGGUGGAGCAAAGACUAGAGGUUAUGCGAGCGUCUUCUGAGCAGCAGAGGGCCGAGAUGCAGUCCCUUCAGGGUCUCAUGGAGCAGGAGACGGUGGCCUGCAGCAACCUGAGACGUGAGCUCCAGAUCGAGCAGUCCCGCAGCGUCGUGCUCGAGAAGCGUUUGGACGACUUGCAGAAGAAGCUCGAAGACGAGCGCCAGCACUCGGCCGAGCAACGCGAGGAGAACACCCGUCUGGAACGCCUCUUGACCCAAUCGGAAUCCCGCCUGGCCGAAAUCCGCUCCAAGCUGGCCGACUCCCACCGGGCGCUGGACGAAGAGCUAGAACGCUGCUCCAAACAAAUGGACGACAUCAACCGCAGACAUGAAGUCGACGGCGCCCGAGACAGGAAGUUCAUCUCUGACUUGCGCUUGCAGCUGGAGGAGGAGCGAAGGCGAGGGGAGGAACUGGCGGCCUUGGCGGACAAACUGAGAGCGGAGGUCUUGGAAAGCAGGAGGAGACUGGAUGAGGACAAAACCCGGGAGGAGGCUUUGAGGGAGCAGAAAAGGAAGGUUGACUCUGCUUUGGAGGCGCACCGUGCAGAGCUCAGUGAACUGAAGGACAGGAUGCAACUGCUGAAGAACAAGGAGAGAGAAUGGGAGAGGGAACGCCAAAAGGGCUCGCAGGAGCAGAUGGAGAGGGAGAGAAGGCAGGAGAGCACCAAUAACAAACUGCGCGACUUGGAGUUGUUGAGGCAGCAAGACAGGCAGCGCAUGGAGGAACUCCAACACACUUUGAGCAAGCUCCAAAGAGAGCAGCGAGACAUGGCGGCUCAGAGGAUGUCGGGACAGAGCGCCGAUGCUGCCAAUGCCGAUGUCCAGCCCUCACAACAUCGCCAGCAGGUGGCGCCUACUCCCUCGUCCGGCUUGCUGGAGAAAAUCCUGAGCAAGAAUGCCGAGUUGACUCAUACUUUGACGUCGCUGAGCCAAGAGAAGACCGCCCUCAAACAUAAAGUCACUUGCCUGGAACGCCAGCUGCACCGUGCCGAGAAUGAGCUUGCUAAAGUACCCAUCGAGAGUGAAAACAUACCCAUCAGCGAAAUGGCCCCCAGCAAGGUGCAGCGUUUAUACGAGCGCUACCUGCGCGCCGAGAGCUUCCGGAAAGCUCUGGUGUACCAGAAACGCUACCUGCUCCUGCUGCUUGGAGGAUUCAAGGAGUGCGAGCAGGCCACCCUGUGCCUGAUCGCCACCAUGGGGGCACGACCGUCGCCACUGCCUCCGUGCCGGAGGCCCCUCGGAAGAUUUCGGUCAGCGGUACGAGUGGUCAUUGCCAUCUCGAGAAUGAAGUUCCUAACCAGGAAGUGGCACAAAGCCAUCAGACGAUUACCUGGCUGCGCAACCGUUAACGUCCACGCUCCAGGGUUGAAAGGCGAGGUUUUAAGAGAGCAGCAGCAGCAACAACAUCAGCGGGCUCGUUUGAAUUCCGAGUCGCCACCAAACAGAGACACAGCAUCUGCUCUUGUCUCGCCCAGCAAGUCACACUUCAGGUUGCACAACAGGUCCUGUUCCAGCUCAACUCAGGCUUCCGCGGCAAUGUCUCAAGAGCCAGAAAAGUCUCUGACUGAAUACAUCAACCACCUGGAGAAGGUCCAGCAUCGACUGGUCGGUUCCAAGCCAGCAGACACAAUUAGUCCCACCCAGAAUCAUGGGAUGGACUUCACAGAUGACCUGUUCCCCCGAUAUGAUUGGCUAUCGGCAGCGCUGGCUACGGGAGAACAGGACGUGGCUAUACCUGAGCUGCUUGUCACCUCUUUACCUGCACAGCCCAGUGGAUGGAUCUUUGAUGGCAGCACGGUGGAUGACUGGUUAGCAUAUGCCCCUCACAGUUCAGAUGUCAUGAGUUCCAAUCUGGGCUGCGGCCUGCCUGUGUGGGGUUUGCAUGCUCUCCCGGUGCCUGCGUGGGUUUACUCGGAGUACUACAAUUUCCUUCCACAUACCAAAAACAUGCAUGGUCCUUCUGUUCUCCAGCAUGACCCCAAGAAGUGUGACCACUGAUACCGUCAGUAUCUCCUGUGUGUGCAGCUGUCUUUGCCUUACGUCAAUGUAAUAUCCAAAAGUGUGUUUUAUACAUGUAUAUAGUGUUUAAGUUUGUGAACAAAGUAUUUUUUAAGCUUUUAUAUCUUUUUUUUAUGCAUCUCACAGGUAUGCCGGUCAAAUGACUUUUCCCCACUUAUUUUAAUAUUGUAUUUUUCUGCUUGUGUUGUGCAUCAUCAAAUGCAUGUUUUUUUUUGUUUGUUUGUUUUGAAAAGUCCUUGAGCCAUACAUGCUGGUUGUACCUUGUUCUGGCCAUUUUAUAUUAAUGUUUCUACCGUUGUAAUAAUAAAUAAUUUUAAAUGUGAUUUUUAC
Hippocampus comes (tiger tail seahorse) is the source of this 12716-nucleotide messenger RNA. RefSeq names its product pericentrin (gene pcnt). The coding region runs from base 153 to 12365 and encodes 4070 amino acids. NCBI's taxonomy places the organism in Eukaryota, Metazoa, Chordata, Actinopteri, Syngnathiformes, Syngnathidae. Gene Ontology annotation, molecular function: molecular adaptor activity. The record is from RefSeq and is a predicted model, not a curated record. Gene Ontology annotation, biological process: signal transduction. The transcript is spliced from 63 exons.